AUGCCACGUUCCUUUUUGGUGAAGCAACUGAAGGUCCACGAUUACUCCUCCUCCAAUCAUCAGCAUCACUCGGACGGAUCGUACACGCUCACACGUGCCAUCACCGAGUCCGCCACCAACUUGGCGGUCCGUUUGAGUGAAAAUGGCUACAUCCAGGAUUAUGUCAUCCCCUCAAUAUGCCAGAGCACAAAGGAUCCUGGCUCGAGGAGGCAGACCGGGCUCUCCGCGGGGCCCCUGUACUCCCCAGGGAGCACAGGGGGCAGCGGGGGGGAGGACUACUCCGACCAUGACAUGGAGCAGCCCGACAGCCCCUGCUCAGGCAUGACCACCGAGUCGGACAGUAGCAGCUACACGGUGGACGCCUUCCUCAUCUCUGACGGCCGCUCUCGGAGAAGGGCCAACCACAGGAAAACAAAAACCAAAGGUGAGGAGAGAAACAGCAUUGCAGAAGUGGGCUCCACAGGAUCCACAGGGUCCAAGGCUGCCAAAGGGAAGCCCGGAAAGUCUAAGGGACCGGGGCGCCACACGUGCAGCGAAUGCAGCAAGACCUACGCCACCUCGUCCAACCUGAGCCGUCACAAGCAGACACACCGCAGCCUGGAAGGACAGCAGGCUAGGAAGUGCCCCACGUGCCAUAAGGCCUACGUGUCCAUGCCGGCGCUGGCCAUGCACAUGCUCACCCACGACCUGCGGCAUGAGUGUGGAGUGUGCAGCAAGGCGUUUAGCCGACCGUGGCUGCUGCAGGGUCACAUGCGCUCGCACACGGGCGAGAAGCCGUUCGCCUGUGCCCACUGCGGCAAAGCGUUUGCGGACCGCUCCAACCUGCGUGCCCACAUGCAGACGCACUCGGCCUUCAAGCACUAUGAUUGCAAGCGCUGCGGCAAGAGCUUUGCACUGAAGUCCUACCUGAUCAAGCAUUACGAGUCGGCCUGCUUCAAGGGCUCCGGAGACGAAGAGGACUGCUGUCCCGAGGACUGA
Messenger RNA from Salvelinus namaycush (lake trout), 978 nucleotides. Its product is annotated as transcriptional repressor scratch 1-like. The transcript is spliced from 2 exons. Gene Ontology annotation, biological process: regulation of DNA-templated transcription. Gene Ontology annotation, molecular function: RNA polymerase II cis-regulatory region sequence-specific DNA binding; DNA-binding transcription factor activity, RNA polymerase II-specific. The coding region runs from base 1 to 978 and encodes 325 amino acids. The record is from RefSeq and is a predicted model, not a curated record. NCBI's taxonomy places the organism in Eukaryota, Metazoa, Chordata, Actinopteri, Salmoniformes, Salmonidae.